Messenger RNA from Gryllus bimaculatus (two-spotted cricket), 664 nucleotides. The record is from the annotation of a GenBank genome assembly. NCBI's taxonomy places the organism in Eukaryota, Metazoa, Arthropoda, Insecta, Orthoptera, Gryllidae.
UCCACCAUUAUAUGGGAGUUAUAGGGCCCUGAGUGUGGUAGGGUGCGAUUUCCGCCGAUUUCGGUUUUCGGGAAAGUGCGUGUUACAAUGGACUCGAAGUGCAUAGAAGCACUUCAGAAAAUGAAGCUUCCUCGUCGAUAAGUUUGCUGUAUACAGUGGAUAACUCGAAGUGAUUAAAAGCAUGAUUUUAUGAUAAUUGCAUGAAGGUUGGAGAGUAUAUCAACAGAUAUCCAAUUUUAAAGCAAUCUGGAGCUUGAAAUAGAUUUUGCAGUGCUAUUUAAGGAGGCUCAACACAAUUGGUCCACUAAGUGGCCUGUGUUUUCUGAGAAGCUAAAAGCGGAAUUGGUUAGGAAUGGUGUUAAAGAAGACAGUCUAGGUAGGAAAGCAUGGCGUACCACUAGGGAAGAAAUUCAGGAAGGGCUUCUUGUCCAUUUGAAGUAAUUAGCAGAAGUAUGCAACAUUACUUUGUAGUGUACUACCAAAUUUAGCUUACUAAAUCACUUAUUUCGAGUUAUUGGUGACCUACAGAAUACUUUGGAAGGGAUACGUAAAUCCACACAGCACGGGAAGACAACUACAACCUUUUCCUCUAAUUGUGGGAGAGCCAAUUUAAUACAUGUCAUCAAGUUUUGUUAUUUUUGAUGAUGGACCUAUUCGAGUGGAG